Molecule: messenger RNA, 2548 nt
Organism: Pteronotus mesoamericanus
Lineage: Eukaryota; Metazoa; Chordata; Mammalia; Chiroptera; Mormoopidae
Gene: ZNF260
Product: zinc finger protein 260
Exons: 4
Coding region: 987-2219 (410 amino acids)
Biological process (GO): regulation of transcription by RNA polymerase II
Cellular component (GO): nucleus
Molecular function (GO): DNA-binding transcription factor activity, RNA polymerase II-specific; RNA polymerase II transcription regulatory region sequence-specific DNA binding
Source: RefSeq, a predicted model, not a curated record
GGUGUUGCCUCGAUUUUGGCUCUUACGUGGUUAGCCCUGGGUGCUUGCGUUGAGCUUAUAAAAAGCCAAGGCACAUCACUGCCCUCUCCCAGAGGCAGAGUUAACACAGAAAGUUAACUGAGUUCCGAGACUGGAGCCACUGAAACUUCUGGAAAAUGUAGUCCACAGUCAGAAAAGUGGAAGAUCGGCCAACAACGACUAAUUCAUCUUGUACUGAGCCCGGGCUUGGCGGAGCCCAGGAGACCGCUGGGAGUGCUAACCAGCCCAAGCAAAGCGCAGGCGCAGACUUCCAGGCUAGCCAUCGAAGUCUUUGUUUGCUGAGAGAGAGCGAGAGAGAGAGAAACAUCCAUCGGUUGCCUCCUGUAGGUGCCCCAGCCUGGACUGAACCUACAACCUAGGUGUGUGCCCACAACCUUUUGUGCUCCAACCAAGCCACCUGGCCAAGGAUAUAUUUACUGAUUUUGAGAGAGAGAGAGGAACAUCAUUGUGAGAGAGGAACAUCAAUCAGUUGUCUUCCAUACACACCACCACUGGGGAUUGAACCUGCAAUCUAGAAGAUACCUGAGAAAUUUAUAAAGAUACAUCAUGAAAGACGUCUUGUAAAGUCUCAUCCUUCUCCAUGAAAGCUAAAGAAAAACUCAGAAAACCUAGGAAACAAAAGUAUUUCAUCUGAUCACAGACAUUGAUUUUUACGACUACUGUGUAUUUGGGACUCAAUUUUAAAGAGCUUGUAACAUAAUAUGUACUUAAAUAUGAGAGAAGCUAAGAAAAAAUUAAGAAUGAAUGAGAAUGCUAUAUUUCAUUGUUUUGUAAUCUCCUAAUCUCAGGAUAAUGAAUGUGAAGAGAUUUCCAUUGUACAUUCAACUUCAUGAGAUACUUGAGAAUUGAUAUUGGAGGAAAAACCACGUAAAUUUAGUGAAUAUGGAAAAGCUUUCAUCUGUGACACGUCAAGAGAUACUAAAGGUCUUAUUGGAGAAAAUAUCUGCAUGAUAAUGUUGGAGAGCCUUCAGACCGAAUCAGAUAUCCUUCAGCCUGAUCAAAUUCAUACAAGAGAGAAAACUUAUGAGUGUAAUGAAUGUGGAAAAUCCUUUAGUCUGAAGCAAAACCUCAUAGAGCAUAAGAAAAUGAAUACAGGAGAGAAAUCACAUGAAUGUAAUGAAUGUGGUAAAGUAUUCUCUCGAGUCUCAUCUCUUAGUCUACAUUUGAGAAGUCACACAGGAAAGAAACCAUAUAAAUGUAGUAAAUGUGAAAAGGCCUUUAGCCAAAAGGGAAACUUCCUUUCUCAUCAGAAAUACCAUACUGAAGAGAAACCUUAUGAAUGUGGGAGAGCUUCUAUUGAGAUGCUAAGUCUUACAAAGCACCAGAGAAGUCAUACUAGAAAAUUGUAUGCAUGUAAGGAAUGUGGGAAAGCCUUCAAUGGCAAAUCAUAUCUCACUGAACAUCAGAAAAUUCAUAUGGCUGAGAAACCAUUUGAAUGUAAUCAAUGUGGAAGAGCCUUCAGCCAGAAGCAAUACCUCAUUAAACAUCAGAAUAUUCAUAGUGGAAAGAAACCCUUUAAAUGUAAUGAGUGUGGAAAAGCCUUUAGCCAGAAGGAAAACCUUAUUAUCCAUCAAAGAAUACAUACUGGAGAGAAACCUUAUGAAUGUAAAGGGUGUGGGAAAGCUUUUAUUCAAAAGUCAAGCCUCAUUAGACAUCAGAGAAGUCAUACAGGAGAGAAACCCUAUGUAUGUAAGGAAUGUGGGAAAGCCUUCAGUGGCAAAUCAAAUCUCACAGAGCAUGAGAAAAUUCAUAUUGGAGAGAAACCCUAUAAAUGUAAUGAAUGUGGAACAAUCUUUAGGCAGAAGCAGUAUCUCAUUAAACAUCACAAUAUUCAUACCGGAGAGAAACCCUAUGAAUGUAAUAAAUGUGGAAAAGCCUUUUCUCGAAUUACAUCACUUAUUGUACAUGUGAGAAUUCAUACAGGUGAUAAACCUUAUGAGUGUAAAAUAUGUGGGAAAGCCUUCUGUCAAAGCUCAUCUCUUACUGUGCAUAUGAGAAGCCAUACAGGUGAGAAGCCCUAUGGUUGUAAUGAAUGUGGGAAGGCCUUCUCUCAAUUUUCAACUCUUGCUCUUCAUAUGAGAAUCCAUACUGGAGAAAAGCCUUAUCAGUGUAGUGAAUGUGGGAAAGCCUUCAGCCAGAAGUCACAUUAUAUUAGACACCAGAGAAUUCAUACUCAUUAAAGCUCUAUGAAUGCCUUGAAUUUAGGAAAACCUUCAACAGAAUUCAUACUUUAUUGCACAUUAAAAAGUCAAUCUUACUAUAAAGUGACAUGAAUGUGAAGAAUCCUUCAGCAAUUCAAACUUAAAAUACUGAGAUAUUAGGUAAAAAGUAUGGUGUUAUGAAAACUUAUACCUCCAGAGCCCCCACAACAAGCAUAAUUUUAAUGCUGUAUUUCUUAGGAACAUUCUCAUUGAAGUAAGGAUCCAGUCAUGGGCACCAAUCAACAUGGUUCUGGAAGGCGUGCCUGAUGCAUUAAGACAAAAAUACAAGAGGUAUAAAGAUUUAUAAU